Molecule: messenger RNA, 1142 nt
Organism: Cuscuta epithymum
Lineage: Eukaryota; Viridiplantae; Streptophyta; Magnoliopsida; Solanales; Convolvulaceae
Source: the annotation of a GenBank genome assembly
AUAAUAAAUAAGUAUAAAUCUAGAAGUCAGAUGUAUACCAUCUAGUUUAGGGAUUUAGCUAUAAGCCUAUAAAUAAAUGAAAAGCUUUUAAUGUCAUUUUCUCUUGAUUUGUAAUAGUCGAAAUCACCUGGUGUUAAUGAAACAUCAUAUUGCGAUUCAUGUUAAGCUAGACAUACCUAAGAAGUUUACACAACGUGAAAAACCAUCUUGCUCUUAAGAUGUGCUUAUAUUGAUAUGCUCUAACAAAGUAUUCCUUCUGUUUUCACUCUUAUUUUCUUUUUAAAGUAAUAAAGUUGUGGUUAAUUUAAUUCUCUCUUCACUUCACGGAGUAUCCUUAGGGUUCCGGACAUGGGGAUUGGCUGCCGCCAUGGCAGUUCUUUUCUCUUCGAAAGGAAAACCCAAGAUGAAUUGCCUUACUCGGCAGAACGCCGUCGAGCAAUGGACUGCAGGAUUCUCUCUAGGGUUCGCCGCCAGGUGCUACCGCUAGAGCCAUUUAUCCGCUAUCGGCUUGCGCCGAGGAGCGGGGCUGAUUUCGGUCAUUCUUUUUGUAAUCGUCCAGAUCUAACGUACAUGAAGGGGAUGCAACAAGCAAGAGGCAGGGGUAUUGGCAAUCUAGCAACGGAUCAGGUGUUGACAAAUUUGUUUCCAGCCCUCGGCAAGGGUGAUGAAUAGACGGGGAGCGACGAAGUGCUGAUCAAGGGAGAAUACAGAUCGGCGGUCCGCCCCCCUCCUGAACCGCCGCCUUGGAUUGAUCGAGAUAUCGGGAUUUGGAAGAUGAUUUUUCUAUUUUUUAUUCUAUUUUUUAUGGUCUUAUUCUCGUGUUAGGUUUGUUUACGACGUUUCGUUUUUUUUUUCAGGACUUUAGUUUUAGGUCUACAAUAAUGAUUGUCAAUUUUGCUAGAUAUUAUGUCAUUAGAAGGAUCUAUAUGGUUAGUGGUUACUGUGUAACACCCGCUUGGUGGUUAGCGAUUCGUUAUUGCUCUUUCAGGGGUGAUGUCUCAGAGUCUAGCUGUAGGUUGUUUGUGAUUGUUGGUUAUGGAUAGUUUUUGUCAAGGUUGAUCUGUUUGAGUUUGUUGUAAUGAACCGCCCAUAAUGGUUUUAAUAUAUUUGUUGGAUUUGAUGAUAAAAAAAAUUAAUUCUCA